CUCUAAUUCAGCUAGACAAGCUGAUAAAAAAAACUUAUUCAGAGAAUAAUGUGAUGUUCAAAGAGGGAGAAGGAAGAAGAAAGCAAUUCAAUACCUGCAACUACUCCAAAGAUUUAGACUCAAAAUGGCGGAGGGUUUCACCCUGUUCCUUCUGUCUGGGAUGCUGAUGUGUGGGCUGCUGCUCCACACGGUGUCCCAACAUGGAGCCAGAGUUGAUGAGCCCAGUAAGAAGCCCAAUUUUAUCAUCAUAUUGGCAGAUGAUAUAGGCUGGGGUGAUGUGGAUGCUAACCAGCCGGAAAGGAAGGGUAACAACACACCUUACCUCAACCUAAUGGCCGAGCAAGGACUAAGAUUGACAGACUUCCAUUCUCCUGCCUCGACCUGUUCCCCAUCCCGUGCUGCUAUCCUGACAGGCCGCUAUGGCCUAAGAAACGGGGUGACUCAUAACUUUGCUGUGGGCUCUGUAGCCGGUCUGCCACUGUCUGAAGUCACCUUGCCACAGCUACUACAGAAGGCGGGAUAUUACACCGCCAUGAUCGGGAAAUGGCAUCUCGGCCACAAUGGACCAUAUGGUCCAACUAACAGAGGUUUUAACUACUACUUAGGUAUUCCUUACAGUAAUGACAUGGGCUGUACUGAUACACCUGGAUAUAAUUUGCCACAGUGCCUUCCCUGUGACUCAUCUGGACCUCAAGUCAUCAGAUUGACGAAGAGUGCACAUGGAGGCUGUUAUUCCAAGGUGGGCCUUCCUCUGGUUGAAAACAGCAGUAUUGUGGAGCAGCCACUUGACCUGUGGAAACUAACAGAACAAUACAAAUCCGCUGCAACCAGGAUUAUACGCAAAGCAAGGGAGCAAGGACAGCCCUACCUCCUCUACAUAGCACUGGCUCACAUGCAUGUUCCCCUAGCCCCUCCAGAUGUUCCUGCCACCGCCCGUCGCCCAGAUGACGGCAAAGUGUACACCGCCAGCCUGCGAGAGAUGGAUGACCUGGUGGGGGCGGUAAAGAGCGCUUCUGAUGACACAUACAAAGACAAUACUCUAAUCUGGUUCACCGGUGACAACGGUCCUUGGGAACAGAAGUGCCAGUACGCAGGAAGGGUAGGGCCUUUCAUGGGAAAGUGGCAGACCAGCAGAGGUGGAGGCUCAGCAAAGCGGACCACCUGGGAGGGAGGUCACAGGGUGCCAACAGUAGCUUAUUGGCCUGGGAGGAUCCCUGCAAACACAACCAGCUCUGCCCUGGUCAGUGGUAUGGACAUCUUCCCCACCCUUUUGUCCCUGGCAGGAGUAACUCCCCCCCCAGACAGACGUUAUGAUGGCAGUGAUGCCACAAAUGUCCUCCUCCAUGGUGAACAGACUGGUCAUGAGUUUCUCUUCCACCCUAACAGUGGUGCUGCAGGGAAGUUUGGUGACCUGCAGACAGUUCGAACAGGGAAACACAAAGCUUUCUACAUGACAGGUGCAGCUGAGGCAUGUGGCGGUGCAACAGGAAGGCAGCAGCUCCAUGAUCCGCCGCUGAUAUUUGAUCUGGAGCAUGACGAGGCUGAGGAAAAACCCCUGGAAGUCGAGGCACCUGAAUACCAGGCGGUAGCAGAGAGGAUUGCCCGCAUGAGGGAGGAGUUAUUAUGGGACAUUGCCACCGACAAGUCUGUGGCCACGGCAGACUACAGCACAGACGACUCAGCAGCGCCCUGCUGUGACCCCAGACAGGCUGUUUGCCGCUGCCACCCGCUGGGCUGAGGGUGGAAUAUCACACACUAACACUCAAACAACAGGCUGAAAGAGAAGCAAACAGAUGUGGAGACAAAUAUCUCUGGAUGUGCUCAGCUGUUUGUUUGUAGAAUGUGUUGUUUGGGAGGUUCAAUGUGCAGAUGGAGAUGUGCAAACAAGCAGGCAGCUGAACUUUGGCCAGCUGGUAUUAUGAGGUUUAUAGUUUGGGGAAAAUUUUAUCUAUCAGACAUGGUACAAUUUAGGAAUCAAUUUGUUGCAGUGUAACUCAACAUUUUGAAAGUUUGUUAAAUAACUAAAGUUUCAGGGAACAAACUGCUAAAAUAUGCAGAACUUAGCUUUAUUGUUUUGUUGUGUAUUUGAUGAGAUUUAAUAGAGGAUUUAAACAUGAGAGAUGUAAAUUAUGUUUUGUUUUUUUAAUCAAAACUCCAAGCAGAGGUUGAAUCACUUCUCAGCUUUAAUGAAUCUCUGGUGUAAAUGUCCAGUAUUGAACAGCUCAAUGCAGCAUAGGGGUGUCCUAACAGUGCCACCUUUUGGCAAAUCAAAUGGUAUUACCAUGUUACUUAUUACAACAGUACUAUAUAUAAAUGUUAUAUAUACAUUAUACACACAGUAAAAAUCCUCAAUAUAUAUUUACGCAUGGGAAGCCUAUGCGUUGAUGUGUAAUACUUCAAACAUUUUGCAAAAGAAUAUUUAAUACAUCAAAGUAAAAAUGACUAUGACUUACAUGUUAACAUACUGUCUUCAGCAUCAUGGAGUAAAUAAAAUGGUCUUCAGGAUAUCACUGAAA
Micropterus dolomieu (smallmouth bass) is the source of this 2516-nucleotide messenger RNA. RefSeq names its product arylsulfatase G (gene arsg). Gene Ontology annotation, molecular function: arylsulfatase activity. The record is from RefSeq and is a predicted model, not a curated record. Lineage: Eukaryota; Metazoa; Chordata; Actinopteri; Centrarchiformes; Centrarchidae. The transcript is spliced from 11 exons. Bases 125 to 1738 code for a protein of 537 amino acids.